AUGAAGUGCCGUCCCAUGGGGCAGGACACGUCUAAAUGUGAACGUUGUACCAGAAAAGCCCUCGAUUGUAUUUUCAGGGAGCACCGUCGAGGUCGUAAGCCGGGCACAAAAAUCUUGAAAGCGAAGAAAGUCCCUACCAUCUCACCACAAUCGAUUCCAAGUCUGGAGAGUCCAGCGGCAGCAGGGGCCCAUAUCUCAGAAACUGAAGGCGAUGCGAAUAAUCUACAACCAUCAGGGCUACUCAAUCACGAGGCUCUGGAGGGGAGGUUCUCUCUUGGCAAUAUUCUCAAUGCGGAUCAAGAAACUGUGCCGCGACAGCGAAGCCGGGAUGAGUCACUUGAGGAUCCCAUAGAACUUGGGCUGAUCACUCCAUCCCUAGCGAAGUCUCUGUUUGAUAGCUUCAUAACGGUUCUAAAUCCAUACAUCAGCCAGCUUGAUCCCCAUCUCCAUACGUUUCCUUAUGUUCGUUCAAAGUCUGCGUUUCUCCUAAGUUCCAUGCUAGCCAUGGCAGCAAAAGCCUUCAAUCACGUUCUCUACAUGAAGCUGUACGAUCACGCCCAGGACCUCUUUUCCAAUGUCUUCCGGAGAGGGAGCAAAUCAGUAGAAGUCGUGCAAGCAAUUCUCAUUCUCACCUACUGGAAGGAGCCGCAGGACACAAGAGUCUGGACAUCUGUUGGCUAUGCGAUUCGUAUAUCCACGGCAGAGUCCGAAGUCCAGAAGCGAGAACGACGUAAUAUUGAGAGGACGUGUAUCAGCCUUCAGACUGGACGGCCAUGGAUGAUAGAAUGCAGCGAGUUCAUCGAAGCAAUAGAAGAUUGGUGCGACGACCCUUUAGCAAUCGAAAACGACCAACUUCUGGGAGCUUUCACUACGUUGAGACUCGUCACCUCUUCCGCAUUUCCCCUCCUGGUCACCAAGUCACGGCAACGAUCCUUGUCGCACAGUGAGAGCGCGCCACUUGUCAGCCUAUUAGACAGCCGUAUGGAGAGAUGGGAGAAGAAGUGGACUGAAAAGGUCAAAGCGCAGACUGAACAAUCCUGCCAUGAGUUUCUCAUCCGCUUCUACGGCACACACCUUCGUCUUCAGCUUCAUACCCUACCACUACAUGGCAUUCUCGUCUCCAACAAAUCGACUAUUAACUAUCAUAUUGACACGGUCUGGGUGGCAUAUAGUAGUGCUCUCAACAUGCUGCAGCUAAUAUCACGGUUCCCAGAGCAUGUCUGCUUUGCUCAAGACUCUAUCCAUGUCAUGACAGCUUAUAGUGCUGCGUUUCUCGUCAAGGUUGGUCUACUUCUUUACUUGACUGGACUGUGCUGA
Molecule: messenger RNA, 1317 nt
Organism: Fusarium tjaetaba
Lineage: Eukaryota; Fungi; Ascomycota; Sordariomycetes; Hypocreales; Nectriaceae
Exons: 5
Coding region: 1-1317 (438 amino acids)
Biological process (GO): regulation of DNA-templated transcription
Cellular component (GO): nucleus
Molecular function (GO): DNA-binding transcription factor activity, RNA polymerase II-specific; transcription cis-regulatory region binding
Source: RefSeq, a predicted model, not a curated record